CAGCUCUCUGAACAGCUUUCACCUAUCAGUGUGCAAUGUCAAGAAGACAACAUGGUGGUCACUGUACAAAGAGAUCUGUAUGGAAAAGGAAAGCUAGUGAAGGCCUCAGACCUAACUCUAGGAACCCAGCGUUGCCAACCAAGCCCCCAGAGUACAAAUGCUCUUGUGAUGUUCCAGAAUAGGCUUCAAGAAUGUGGUAGUGAAUUACAGAUGACCCCAGAAUUCCUGAUCUAUAGAACCAGUUUGACCUACAACCCAACUCCUGUUAAUAAUGCUCCAAUUAUCAGGACCAACAGUGCUGUGGUGCAAAUAGAGUGUUAUUAUCCAAGACAUGACAAUGUGAGCAGCAAUGCCAUCAGACCAACAUGGAACCCCUUUAGCUCAACAGUGUCUGUACAAGAGAAGCUGGACUUUUCCUUGCAGCUCAUGAAUGAUGACUGGAGUGCUCAAAGAGUCUCUACAGUUUUCCAAUUGGGUGACGUUUUCAACAUACAAGCCUCUCUUGCCACUAAUAACCAUGUGCCCAUGAUGGUGUUUGUUGACAGCUGUGUGGCUACAUCAUCUCCAGAUCUCAGCUCCACUCCUCGCUAUGAUAUAAUUGCUCUGAAUGGAUGCUUGAUGGAUGGCAGGCAGGAGGAUUCCUCUUCAGCAUUCAGGUCCCCAAGGCCCAGAUCUGAUAUCCUUCAGUUUACAGUUGAUGCUUUCAGAUUUUCUGUGGUGGCUACAUCUACAAUCUACAUUACCUGCAAUUUAAGGGCGGCUGCAGCAAGCCAGACACCUGAUCCAGAGAAUAAGGCUUGCUCUUUUAACAAAGCUAGUAACAUCUGGUCUCCUGUUGAAGGUACAAGGGAAAUCUGUAGGUGUUGUGAUUCUGGAAAUUGUGUAUCUCCUCAAAGCAGGAGACUUGGCCGAAUCUAUCCAGGACCCAGAAAUAUUGGAAAGCGAGAAACUAGAAUGGAGGAAGAACAUGGCUUGGCCACUCUGGGACCUCUGAUGGUAACUGGCGCAGACCAUGGCAAAGCACUGGCAGUGACCUUGGAUUCUAAUUCCAAGCCUCUGGAUCUCUGGUUGUUCAUAACAAUAGGUUCUCUAAGUUUUUCUGUUGAGGCUGCUGUUGCUUUAAUUGGUGUAUGGCUAAUUAAGAAACUAGUCUUGCAGUCUAGAAGAAAAUAA
Bombina bombina (fire-bellied toad) is the source of this 1173-nucleotide messenger RNA. RefSeq names its product zona pellucida sperm-binding protein 3-like. Gene Ontology annotation, biological process: positive regulation of acrosome reaction; egg coat formation; binding of sperm to zona pellucida. NCBI's taxonomy places the organism in Eukaryota, Metazoa, Chordata, Amphibia, Anura, Bombinatoridae. Gene Ontology annotation, molecular function: acrosin binding. The record is from RefSeq and is a predicted model, not a curated record. Bases 52 to 1173 code for a protein of 373 amino acids. Gene Ontology annotation, cellular component: extracellular matrix. The transcript is spliced from 8 exons.